CUGAAGAGUUCUGACAUCAUCUGUCGUUUUCGCUGCUCGAAGAUGUAAGCAAAUAAAAACAAAUAUUUUGUAAGACCUUUACAUAAUAUAAAUAAAAAGUGCCAGAAAAAUGCGAAAGAUAUAGAAAGUCGAAGUGUAAAUGUGAAAGAACGAAAUCACUCGUAUACAUAUACUGAGGAUAAUUUGACGCUACAUACACAUACAACAAAAUCAGUUUCGAGCAGUCAAAUUUAAGCUUGAUAAUCGGAGAAACGUCAGGAAAAGAUGAGACGAAAGGCAGGAGUAGGUGCAAUACAAAAGCAGAAGCUCGAGCAGGAAAAGUACCGAGACAAGGGCACGGAGAUCCAGGAAAACCAGUUCGAGCAGAUGACCAAGCACAUGGAGACGUUCCGCGUGAAUCUUGAGGAGUUUGCUUCAAAAUACAAGAAUGAGAUUAAAAAGAACGCGCAGUUUCGACGUCAGUUCACGGAGAUGUGCGCCUCAAUCGGCGUGGAUCCUUUGGCAUCCGGUAAGGGUUUCUGGUCGGUGUUGGGCAUCGGCGACUUCUACUACGAGCUAGCCGUCCAGAUCGUUGAAGUCUGCAUGGCAACGAACUACAAGAACGGUGGCCUGAUAUCGCUAGACGAACUAAGAACGCGUUUGAUUCAGGCCAGAGGACGUAGAAAAGAACAUCAGGAGAUCACCAAUGAAGACCUGCUAGCUGCUGCGAAGAAAUUGAGAAUAUUCGGGAAUGGCUUCUCCGUACUUCCCAUCGGCAGGGGAAAGCACUUAGUACAGUCGAUACCUGGUGAACUCAGCAUGGACCAUACUGCAGUGUUGAGUCAAGCUAGCUUGUCUACAAACGCCUAUGUUUCCAAGUCUAUUCUGUGUAAAGAAUUGAGAUGGGAGGAGGACAGAGCGCAGAAGGCUUUGGACCACAUGAUGAAAGAAGGACUGGCCUGGUUGGACAAACAAGCAGAAGAUGAGACGUUGUAUUGGUUUCCUAGUUUAUUCACAGCUUGCAUUAUUUCCAAAGAAUGAACUCAGU
This is a messenger RNA of Cyphomyrmex costatus, 1027 nucleotides long. It is a transcript of the gene lsn, whose product is annotated as vacuolar-sorting protein SNF8. Lineage: Eukaryota; Metazoa; Arthropoda; Insecta; Hymenoptera; Formicidae. Bases 265 to 1020 code for a protein of 251 amino acids. The transcript has a single exon. The record is from RefSeq and is a predicted model, not a curated record. Gene Ontology annotation, cellular component: ESCRT II complex. Gene Ontology annotation, biological process: protein transport to vacuole involved in ubiquitin-dependent protein catabolic process via the multivesicular body sorting pathway.